AUGUACGAAGCGCUUCCGGCGCUUAGCGAUAGUUGGUAUAAGCUCAACAACGAGCUCCGACAAGCCAUUCGGUUGCAGAUACAAGGAGAAGAAGAGUGUGUGAUGACUGACAACGCCUCGUCGUCGGACACUCACCGUGUCAAAAGAGCUUACCUUACUGCUUCCAACCUGCUGCAAGAUGAUGGGGUGCCGCAAACCAUGCGCUGA
This is a messenger RNA of Peronospora matthiolae, 207 nucleotides long. NCBI's taxonomy places the organism in Eukaryota, Oomycota, Peronosporomycetes, Peronosporales, Peronosporaceae. The record is from the annotation of a GenBank genome assembly.